Molecule: messenger RNA, 195 nt
Organism: Morchella sextelata
Lineage: Eukaryota; Fungi; Ascomycota; Pezizomycetes; Pezizales; Morchellaceae
Exons: 1
Coding region: 1-195 (64 amino acids)
Source: RefSeq, a predicted model, not a curated record
AUGGCGUCUCCAACAUCAACUUCCCACCCUGAUCCGAAGGAAUCCCUCGCGCACUCAACUCAGGUCCGCCGUCAGCGACCCGCGUCCGGCACAUGCUGGGCGUUUGUGCGCAGCAAUAAACCACCUUCUGGGAUCGCCUACCAUCAAUCCGCUCACGAGGCCAAUUGCCCCCUCCAGAAGUUUGAGAGUGAUUGA